Bursaphelenchus xylophilus (pine wood nematode) is the source of this 5333-nucleotide messenger RNA. NCBI's taxonomy places the organism in Eukaryota, Metazoa, Nematoda, Chromadorea, Rhabditida, Aphelenchoididae. The record is from the annotation of a GenBank genome assembly.
AUGUAUUUUGGAUCCUACAUAACACCGUAUUUGCACUGGCUCAACAACCGUGUUCAAGUCGAUGUAAAACUCGAUGAUGCUAAGGUAAGAUGGUCGAGAUUUCGAAAAAAAAAUAUCUGUAUUACGACCUCUGGAGCUUAUUUCAUCUAUUUGGCCGGUUUGCACUUGAUUUUAUCCUGUACUUUGCAAAAUUUUAUAUAAUCCAUGUUAUUUUAGGUAUCAAAUUUUUCAAAUUUCUGUAUUCUCAAAUGCUUUAUUGUUUCAAAUCCUUGAUUCUGUCUUAUACUUCUAAAAUACAACAAUUUUAACUCGAAAGACUUACUAAAUCCAGGGAAAUCCCUUGUUUUCCCACCUCUUUGCCUAGUAUAACAUCCUGGCUCAUUUCCAAAGGAAUCGGCUCAGCUGGUCGUGAAAAAUGAUUAGAAAAGCCGAUUGGACACUAAGCGUAUUGGCUGGAGGAGUACUUUGAUCUACAAGAGAGAACGUUUCCAAAAGUUCGUCCACUGCAAAAGAUUUUUGGAAAUUUCCAGAAAACACGUCAUCGGGACUGCUAAAUUUAGGGCAAGACUUUGUUGGAAGUGUUGCAAAUACAUGUUUACGAUCUAUACGGUCUAGUUUUGACAUUCCAUUACAUUGUCAACUUCUAGAUAGUCAAAUUUUACUAGUCGUGCUGACGGAUUUUCUGGAAAUCCGAAAAACCCGUCAGUGGCUCUUAUUUUUUGUCGCAAAACGAGAAAAAAUUGUUUCAUGAGCUUGCUCACGAGGUGGCUCUCGAGCUAAAAAGCUUGUUUUUAUAUUGAUUUUGGCUUUGUUCCGUCCAAAAAUAUUUUUUAUUCAACAAUUAUAUUAUUCAUCAGAUAUAAGAUCAAAUUCUAAUGUGAAAAAGGACUCCAAACAUUGUUAUCAGCGUAGUAAAUGGAGGUAAGGUGGUGGAGAAAAAGAUUUUUAAAGUUUAAAGAACGCACGUUUGCAUUGUCUCCCUUUUUCGUCUUUUUCUUCGAUAUUAUACUAGGUGGUCAAAAAAUUGGUCUGAUGAAUGAUAAUAUGUGGCAAAUUUUUAAGUUUAAUGCUUUCAGGAUUACACAUUCGCCUCUUCAACGGAUGCACACUACGUUUUGUACUAUUUUUUGUACGCCACUGGCUUGAGCUACGACAAAUUGAUCAAGGAGUUGAGGGGAAAUUUUUACAACUCCAGAGUUAUGAAUGCGAUCCGAAAUGAUCGAGGAGAAGCCAUCCGAAUCCGACCACCAUUCCAUACGGAAGCCGAGGAGGUUGCGUUGGAUAAGUGCUUCGAAUUUAUCACAAACAGAAAAGCUUCUGUGGGACAUGAAAGGCAUCGAAUGAUUGUUAGAUUCUUCAACACGACCAACAGAAAACUGGAUAUGAUCUGGGUUAGAGAUAGAGUAAGUCCUUUUUGCCCUUUUUGUUUUGGAUUUUAGAGGAUUUGAGAAGAUAUGGGAAAUAUUAUAUUGCACAUGAGGUGUUAAGUGUAAUAUCGAGAUUUCUAUAUGUGACAUCGUCUAAGUUGGUAGAAAAGAUGUCUCAAAAGAUAGCUGACGCUCAUCAUCUUGUUUUGGAUAUUCUUUGAAACUAAUUUCUUGUUGUUAAAAUACGAAAUCCAUCAAUUUCUUCAAAGGCUUCUAGGUCAUGGAGAAUAUCGAAAAUUCUUAUUGUUUUUUGAAUCCUUUGUAUGAUAUUUUGAUAGUAUAAUUCCUUCAGGAUAUGGACGACUCGUACUACAUGUCACUGGCACCAAAAGGCUAUACAGACAUGCAAACCUUUGAAGGACAUUGCUGGGUGUUCCGAGAUUCAGAAGAUGGAGAAAUUUAUAGUUUCCGCGGCACAGACGACAUGGUCUUCUACCCCCUUCAUGGUACUGUCGUUGGCCAUCACGAGACACACAAUGCUGCUCCAUUGCCGAUUGCAGUGGCAUUCGUCAAGGAUCAAGUGAAAUCGCUGAAAAAGCUGUGCCUAAAAAGCAUUUCGCAGCAUUUUACGCCGGAUCAGGUGCUCAGCAAACCAAUUCCUUUUGGUCUAAUGGUAAGUGGACUUUAUUCUUGUUUGUCAAUUGAAUUUUAGGCAGAUAUGUUGGAAUAUCAAUUUGAUUUAUGACCUUAUUUUAGUCCGACCUACUUCAACAAUUCAUUAAUCGCAUAUCCUACAAAAACAGUAUCAAAACCGAUAAAACCUUUGAGAAACCGGAGCAAAAUGAAGCCAAGUUGGUUGUGGAUCAGCUGACUGAGACGCUGAAAGAGCUGAUGAAACAGGAAUUGCAUUUGGAUCUGGCCAAGUUCCGAAAACGAAAAAUUAAUAUUGAUGAAGAAGUCGAGGCCAUCGCACUGGACGAUACCAAAAAGUAAGAGCGUUUUGACUUUGUUUUGAGUUUUUAGAUAAUAACUGGAAAUUUGGAAGGAAAAAAUGUCAAAUAUUGAGAGGAUCAAUAUUGGCUUAUAUUAUCCAUGACCGAAAAGUGAAUUUAUCAGUAUCGUAAGAGGAAUAUGGAAGAGUAAUGUCCAUUAAUAGACGUGACAGGGCCUGUAGUAUAAUUUGGAAAAGAUUUAGUCGUUUUGUUUUGCUGGAAUUCACGAUAUAAGCUUAUAUUAUCCAUGAGAGAUUAGGUAUUUUUACGAUUUUUUUUGCGUAUAGGCUUGGAGUUUUUGCUCUCGAUGGGAUUAUUUUGACCUAUAAAGGUCUUUCAAUAAUUUAUCGACUACUUUUUCUUCGAAAUUUUUGAAGAUAUCAGCUGAUAUUAUCCAUGACCAAAAAAGUAAAAAAUCGGAAACUUCUGACACAGAAAGUACAUUUCAAGAUAGCCGGUGUUUUAGAAACAUGCAACCACUCCAAUUUCUGUAGUAAAAGUACUAUUGUACCUUAUAGUUAUUAAAUUAUCAGAAGUUUUUUUGGACUUUGCUCCAAAAUCACAUUUCGCCGCGAAAAUGACGCAACGACCGAGUUUUUGCAACAGAAUUUGUUCGAGUGAGAGUCCACAUGAUCGCUCACAUGAUUUGCAGACAACCUUUGGAAUCUUGAUCCGUUUUACGUUGCACUUUUCCGCCGAAAAGUGCAACUAUAAUGGAGGCGGCUAGAUGAGGAAGUCUGGAGGUUGUUAAGUGCGUCUGGACGAGUUUUUGUUGCGUCUGGACGAAUAUUUAUUUUAGGUUGGACGCAAUGAACUUUGCGAGGAAAAAAAAAAUCAGGGAGAAAAUUGGAAAACGCUGAAAAAAAGAUUUUUUUUGAAAAAAUUACUAGUUUAUUGGUAAAAAAUCAGAGUUCUGGUAGUUGUAGAAUACGGAGGAUGUUUUGUAGAUAAUAUUAGAGCUUGAUCUGUCAAAAGAAAAUUAGUUUUUAUAUGUUUGCGGACCAAAAUUAUGUUGUAGUAGGUGUAAUAUUACCUUUAUGAAAAAUUAAUGAAGUUUUUGGGUAAAAACUAAAAAUCUUUUUGAGUGGAAGUACAAAGAGUUGGUUUUGACGCAUAUUAAACAUAAAUUUAUUGAAAGAAACCGCUUUUUGGCCAUUUUAUGACCAAAAUUAUGUUGUAGUAGGAGUAAUAUGAUUUUUGUCGAAAUUUAAUCUUGUUAAUAGAAAUGGAGGAUCGUAAAAUACGUAAAAAUUAAUGAAUGUCUUUUUACAUCAACAUUUCUUGAUUAAAACAAGGGCUUGUUUGUUUUAUGAGCAAUAUUAUAUUGUAGUAGACACUAGAGAUUUUUUGUAGAAAAAACUGUUCGAUUUGAGGAAAAUAGGAUUUUUGGUGAUUGUAAAAUACGAUGGGCCCUUUUUUCGAAACCUUUACGACUUUAAUUGGCUAAAAACCCCGAUUUUUACUCAUUGUUUGACUAAAUUUAUAUUGUACUAGGUAUCAAAGUCAAAAAAUGAUGUAAUAUUUGUUAUUAUGACGUAGUAAAGACCUUGUGGACUUUGCAACCUCCGCCGCCUGUCUAGACAUGGCUGGGGGGCCGGGCCGGGCCGAAAAUCGCGGCCCGGCCCGGGGGCCGGAAGAGGUCGGCCCGGCCCCGGCCCCCUUCAAAUUUUCUCGGCCCGGCCCGGCCCGGCCCGGCCCCCAGGGGGCCGGGCCGGGCCGGGGGCCGACAGGGGGCCGAACUGUAAAUAUAAAUACUGCAUUCAUUGCGAGAUAUAACACAUUUUUUUGGGGCUUUGGUAGUUCAGCUCCCCGCGAAAGGUAGUUCAAACCCCACUGUUUUGCCCAUUUCACACCCACCGUAAUUAAAGAAUUAGAAUUAUACAAAAAAUGCAAAUUAGAGUAAAAUGACCCCAGGCGUUUUAGUUCAAAGCCCCAGUUACCGUCCAAAUUCGUAUUUGUGGUUCAGGCAACGAUGAUCGUAGCCGAGAGAACCCAAUCCCGAGUAGGCGCUUCAGAUUGGAUGAGGGGGUUUAUACUGGGUCCAAGGGGGCUGAACUGGGCUAUCGAGUUGUACUACCUUAGCCCCCAUUUUUUUGUUAUAACAAGCGACAAUAAAUUUUUGAAACAAAAAAUUACCAACCAUUGCCUAAAGUACUUCAAAAAACCCAAUCGGUUCUUGGCUCUGCGUUUUAUUUUUAUUGGCAACCCUAAUUUUCGCUUUGAUACUGAGAAUUUUAGUCAUUGGGGGCCGAUUGGGGGCCUGGCGGGGGCCCCCGGUCGGCCCGGCCCGGGGGCCGGAAGAGGUCGGCCCGGCCCCGGGGCCUUUAAAACUCGUUCGGCCCGGCCCACUAGCCAUGUCUACGCCUGUCACGGCCCGUCAUUUUGUACUUUUCGACCAAUUCUAUUUUCGGGUUUGUGUCUAAAUUCAAAUCCAAAGAUCACCCACCAGCCCCCUCCAGAAAUUGAAACAAGAGCGGCUCGAAAAACAAAUCAGAACGAAGUCCACGAAGUGGUCGGGUAAAUAUUUGUGUGUUCAAAGCUCAGUGGUGCUUGAUUUGUAACGAAAGAAGGUAGUGGCAGUCAAAAAAAGUUGCUAAAAAUACUGUUUACAAGUGGCUGAUCAUAUUAUGAAAGUAUUGAGGAGAAACAUGGGAGAUUAGAGAUGAAAAUGAGGGAUAAUACGAAAACUUUUAAAAUUUUGCCUAGUGUGAUAUGAAAUUUUUUUAUUUUGUUGCCUAAUGUAAUAUAAAUAGUAUGAAAAUGGGUUAUAUGUUUAAUAUGAGAGAUUAAAAGCGGAAAAAAUCAAAGACAAAUAUAUAUCAAAAUUUUUUUUUUGAAAUUUGAGUCAAGUACAAUAUAAAAAUUUUUCGAUUUUAAUGUCUAAAACAAUAUAAUUAAUAUAAACAUGAGUGCUAAAUACAAUGUUGGCUCUUGCAGAACACGUCCAGCCCGAGAAACCUCCGAAAAUCAGUGA